This is a messenger RNA of Ectocarpus siliculosus, 378 nucleotides long. The record is from the annotation of a GenBank genome assembly. NCBI's taxonomy places the organism in Eukaryota, Phaeophyceae, Ectocarpales, Ectocarpaceae.
AUGGCCUCGCCACCAGGGGCCGCAGCUGGAGGAUGGCACACGAGGAUGUCGGACCAGCCCUUCAAGUGCUCGGAGCCGCGCUGCAAGCUGGGGUGGGAGUACCUCGAGUAUCGAGAGGACAAGGAGAAGGCCCUGCGGGCUGUUGGCCGCAGGUUUGGCGACCAUGCCCCCUACAUUCCUCUCGGGCACCCUCCAGACCGAGCGAGAAGGCACAAGGGAAAUUAUGGAUGGACGCUGAGGAAGAUGUUGUGGGCUCUGGAGGAGUUCUACGUCAUUGGCACCUUUGUCCCCAUCGCUCCAGAGAUCGCGGUAGCUGGGCGGCGCGAGACGGAGUACCCGGAGCCUCUGUACGUGGCAGCCAGCAGUCAAGGGGUGUAG